AUGGCAAUGUAUCAAAGUCACGAAACAAUGCGAAUACAAACGCCAGCAACACUCAGCGAAGUUCCGACUGAAGAAGAUGACUCUGGUCUAGUGAUUUCAUUCGACGAUGGUAAUUGCUCAAGCGAUUCGGACAGACCAAAAGGCGACAUCGAACCCAUGGUGGGCCUGCACCCAGCUACAGGACCUGCAGAGCGCACUUUCAGGGUGGUGAUGUGUGGCGAAGCAGCCGUCGGUAAAAGUAGUUUAGUAAUGAGACUUGUUAGUGGUAAACAUUGCGCAAAUCUCCCAAGCACACUUGGCGUGGACUUCCAUGUGAAGACGGUAAAUAUCGACGGACGAAACGUUGCACUUCAACUGUGGGAUACUGCGGGACAGGAGAGGUUCCGUUCGUUGUGCAAGUCAUAUUUCCGACGUGCUGACGGCGCCAUUUUGGUGUAUGACGUCUCAUCUGAGCAUUCUUUCAUCAAAGUUCGAGACUGGAUCGACACUAUUAAGGUUAAGGAUUCAGUCGAAAGACAAAUCCCAGUAAUUCUUGUUGGUAACAAAUGCGAUCUAAGAGCCGAAUUGGGUGAAGUGGUGUCGAACCAUGACGGAGCCGCUUUAGCAGCGAAAAUGGGUGUUUUGUUCAUGGAGACUAGUGCUGUGGAUGGAAGCAAUGUAGACAGCUCAAUGUUAGCGUUGACGAGAGAAAUGAUGGCCGUGGAAGAUGUGGACGUACGAGCUGCUGGAGUGAUCCUUACGCCAAGGGCUAAACCAGCUACUGGAUGUUUCAGCAAAUGCAAAGGAUAA
Messenger RNA from Cooperia oncophora, 789 nucleotides. The record is from the annotation of a GenBank genome assembly. Lineage: Eukaryota; Metazoa; Nematoda; Chromadorea; Rhabditida; Trichostrongylidae.